AUGAUCUCUUCCACUUUCACGCCGCGUCGUAUCAAGAGCACCCUCUUCCAUCCCGAUGGCAUCGACGUUCUCGUCUCAACUCCCCAUCUUCUCGCCUCCAUCGCCAGGACCAACCCCUAUAUCCUCAGUCGCGUGAGCCAUCUCGUUCUGGACGAGGCUGAUUCCCUCAUGGACCGAUCCUUCAUCCCAACCACCACCGAAGUCAUCGACAAGGUCGCCCCGUCGCUAAAGAAACUCAUCUUCUGCUCCGCCACCAUCCCCCGCAGCCUAGACAACCAACUUCGCAAACGCUACCCCGACGUCAAGAGACUGACAACCCCGAAUCUGCACGCCAUCCCCCGUCGCGUGCAGCUCGGCGUGGUAGACAUCGAGAAGGAACCCUACCGUGGAAACCGUCAACUCGCCUGCGCCGACGUGAUCUGGUCGAUCGGCAAGGCCGGCGAAAGUGCCGAUGGUGAGGACCACGGUCCUCUGGCCCAAUUCAUGGGCCCCCACAUCAAGAAGAUCCUCGUCUUCGUCAACGAAAGAGAAGAAGCCGACGAAGUGGCCGAGUUCCUCGCAUCCAAGGGCAUCGACGCCGUCUCCUUAUCCCGAGAUUCCAGUUCCCGCAAACAAGCCGAGAUCCUCGCCGAAUUCACCGAAGUCGAACAACCCCCAACCGCCGACGAGGUCUCGCUGGCGAAGAAACAAGCCCAUGCCGAGGCAGCUAUCCCCUUCGCGGCCCCCGAGAAGAAGACCGAGAUUGAGCGCCGUCUUCCCAACACCAAGGUUCUGGUCACUACUGAUAUUGCCUCCCGCGGUAUCGAUACUCUGGCCGUGAAGACUGUGAUUCUUUUCCAUGUGCCCCACACGACGGUGGACUUUAUUCAUCGCCUGGGUCGUCUUGGUCGUAUGGGUAAGCGUGGUCGCGGUGUGGUUCUGGUUGGCAAGAAGGAUCGCAAGGAUGUUGUUCGCGAGGUUCGCGAGGGCAUGUUCCGUGGACAGGCCUUGAUUUGA
Molecule: messenger RNA, 996 nt
Organism: Penicillium waksmanii
Lineage: Eukaryota; Fungi; Ascomycota; Eurotiomycetes; Eurotiales; Aspergillaceae
Gene: mrh4
Product: ATP-dependent RNA helicase MRH4
Exons: 1
Coding region: 1-996 (331 amino acids)
Molecular function (GO): ATP binding; nucleic acid binding
Source: RefSeq, a predicted model, not a curated record